Messenger RNA from Rubroshorea leprosula, 3038 nucleotides. NCBI's taxonomy places the organism in Eukaryota, Viridiplantae, Streptophyta, Magnoliopsida, Malvales, Dipterocarpaceae. The record is from the annotation of a GenBank genome assembly.
AAAAAUGUAAAGGACUGUGCUUUACGUAGAUGGUGAUAAAAUUCCUCGCCGAAACGUUCAAUUCACCGUUCAGAGAUUAAAAAAAAAAAAGAAAAAGAAGGACAAAAAAAGGGAAACAUUCGAUUCAGAUAUCGGAGAUCUGGAAGCAUCUUUCCGAAGAAAUGAGCGCCGCCGCCUCGAACAACUCCAAGUCCGGCAGUAACCCUCCCAAGCCUGUCUUCUUAACCAAAGCUCAAAGGGAGCAGUUAGCCCUCCAACGCCUCCAGGAGCAGCGUACCCAAGAACAACGCCGCCUCGAACAGCUCCGUGCCAACUCCGACUCCUCCAAGCCCUCACCCGAUCCCGACCGCCGAGACCGUGACCGCGAUCGGGACCGGGACCGGGACCGGGACUGGGACAGGGAACGGGAAAGGCGAGAGAGGGAACGAGAUUCCGAGCGCCGCAACCGGGAGCGCGAGCGCGAGGAGGAAGCCAAGGCACGAGAGCGAGCACGCUUGGAGAAAUUGGCGGAGCGAGAACAUGAGAAGGAGUUGGAAUCGAUUAAAGAGCAGUAUCUUGGAUCUAAGAAGCCUAAGAAGAGGGUUAUUAAGCCUAGCGAGAAGUUUCGCUUCUCUUUUGAUUGGGAAAACACCGAGGAUACUUCCAGGGAUAUGAAUUCUUUAUACCAAAAUCCUCACGAGGCUCAGCUCUUGUUUGGGCGAGGGUUUCGUGCUGGAGUGGACCGAAGGGAGCAGAAAAAGCUCGCUGCCAAGAAUGAGAAGGAGAUGCGAGAAGAGAUUAGAAGAAAAGAGGGGGUUGACGAGAAACCGGAAGAGGCUGCUGCCCAGAGGCUCAGGGAGGAAGCUGCUGAUAUGUACGAUACAUUCGAUAUGAGAGUAGAUAGACAUUGGUCUGAGAAAAAGCUGGAGGAAAUGACUGAGAGAGAUUGGAGGAUUUUCAGGGAGGAUUUCAAUAUUUCCUAUAAGGGAUCCAAGAUUCCUCGGCCUAUGAGGAGUUGGGGUGAGAGUAAAUUGAGUCAGGAAUUGUUGAAAGCUAUAGAGAGAGUUGGGUACAAGAAGCCGUCUCCAAUUCAGAUGGCAGCGAUUCCAUUAGGGUUACAACAGAGGGAUGUGAUUGGAAUUGCUGAAACUGGUUCUGGGAAGACUGCUGCUUUUGUUUUGCCUAUGCUGGCUUACAUUUCUAGGCUUCCUCCAAUGAGCGAAGAGAAUGAGGCUGAGGGGCCUUAUGCUGUUGUCAUGGCACCUACUCGAGAACUUGCGCAGCAGAUUGAGGAUGAGACAAUGAAGUUUGCACAUUACUUGGGUAUCAAAGUGGUGUCCAUUGUUGGUGGACAGUCCAUAGAGGAACAAGGGUUUAAAGUUAGACAAGGAUGUGAGGUUGUAAUAGCAACACCAGGUCGUUUGCUUGAUUGCCUGGAAAGGAGGUAUGUUGUUUUGAACCAGUGUAAUUAUGUUGUUCUUGAUGAGGCUGAUCGCAUGAUAGAUAUGGGUUUUGAGCCCCAGGUGGUAGGUGUGUUGGAUGCAAUGCCUUCUAGCAACUUGAAACCAGAGAAUGAAGAUGAAGAGCUUGAUGAGAAAAAGAUUUACCGGACAACUUAUAUGUUCAGUGCUACGAUGCCACCUGCUGUAGAGAGGCUUGCUAGAAAGUACCUGAGAAAUCCUGUUGUUGUUACCAUUGGCACGGCUGGAAAGACCACCGACUUAAUUUCCCAACAUGUAAUGAUGAUGAAGGAAUCAGAGAAGUUUUGGAGAUUGCAGAAAUUACUUGAUGAUCUUGGGGAUAAGACUGCUAUUGUUUUUGUUAAUACUAAAAAGAAUGCGGAUACGAUAUCUAAGAAUCUAGAUAAAGCUGGAUAUCGUGUCACAACUUUACAUGGUGGGAGAUCACAGGAGCAGAGAGAAAUUAGCCUCGAGGGUUUUAGGACCAAGAGAUACAAUGUGCUUGUUGCCACUGAUGUUGCUGGGCGUGGUAUUGAUAUUCCUGAUGUGGCUCAUGUCAUUAACUAUGAUAUGCCUGGUAACAUUGAAAUGUACACACAUAGAAUUGGAAGAACAGGCCGUGCAGGGAAGACAGGUGUGGCCACAACAUUUUUGACUCUUCAGGACACUGAUGUUUUUUAUGAUCUCAAGCAGAUGCUUAUUCAGAGCAAUAGUCCUGUUCCUCCUGAACUCGCAAAGCAUGAGGCUUCAAAAUUCAAACCAGGAACAAUUCCUGAUCGUCCUCCUAGACGCAAUGACACUGUUUUUGCUCACUGAGAAAUUGAUGAUGGGGUUAUGUGUUAAUGAGGGCAUGAAAAGAUAAAGGUCAAGAACUGGGUUUAAUCUGCUUCAUUUAUUGGGUGGCUAAUUCAUACUGAUAUGACUGAAGGUUAAGGUGAGUACCAUAACAUGUUACCAUUGGCAGACAGAUUAAGAAAUUGAAUAUCAUGCUGACUGAUGGUAUGAUUCUAAUUCUGUUAGUUGUAUUGACAAGCUCUUGGAAGGCACAUAAGUCCCAUGAAUAUGCUGAUUGGUACUUUUACUGUUAGCAUUGUCUACUCCAUCAUCCUGAGGUUUUUACUCUUUAUUUUACAAUUUUCAUAUUUUGGAUCUUGUGGGAAAUUGCAUACUAGAUUGAAUUUGUUCCCUUUCCAGUUUUUGCGUGUGCAGAAAUAUUGUCCUGGUUUUAUCCUUCUAACCUUGGAAGAAUGCAUAUCUUCCCUCAUUUUCUUAUAUUCUUUGGUGUUUGGUCAUUAACAAAUGGGAAAACAAAUUGAUCAGAUUAUGUUUACAUAUGAUUUAGUCACUUAUUGAGGAUGUGCAACAACAAUAAGGAGAAUAUAUUGGGGAGAAGUUUAAAGGUUUCUGCUACUGCUUUGUUUGCUGCAAAGUUGAAAUUGACUUGUUUUAUGGCUAAUAGGUGGACUUGUUUUGUUUUAUGGACUUGGACUUCUUUAAUUGACAUGGCUCUGUUUUAUGGAUUUGUUUUAAGCUUUAAUUUAUGGACUUGGCUUUGCCUUUGUUUGCUGCAAUGUUGAUUAAUAUACUAAGGUGAUUCAA